Molecule: messenger RNA, 8127 nt
Organism: Closterium sp. Yama58-4
Lineage: Eukaryota; Viridiplantae; Streptophyta; Zygnematophyceae; Desmidiales; Closteriaceae
Source: the annotation of a GenBank genome assembly
AUGCUCCCUUCCCUUGCGCCUCUCAUGCUCCCUUCCCUUGCGCCUCUCAUGCUCCCUUCCCUUGCGCCUCUCAUGCUCCCUUCCCUUGCGCCUCUCAUGCUCCCUUCCCUUGCGCCUCUCAUGCUCCCUUCCCUUGCGCCUCUCAUGCUCCCUUCCCUUGCGCCUCUCAUGCUCCCUUCCCUUGCGCCUCUCAUGCUCCCUUCCCUUGCGCCUCUCAUGCUCCCUUCCCUUGCGCCUCUCAUGCUCCCUUCCCUUGCGCCUCUCAUGCUCCCUUCCCUUGCGCCUCUCAUGCUCCCUUCCCUUGCGCCUCUCAUGCUCCCUUCCCUUGCGCCUCUCAUGCUCCCUUCCCUUGCGCCUCUCAUGCUCCCUUCCCUUGCGCCUCUCAUGCUCCCUUCCCUUGCGCCUCUCAUGCUCCCUUCCCUUGCGCCUCUCAUGCUCCCUUCCCUUGCGCCUCUCAUGCUCCCUUCCCUUGCGCCUCUCAUGCUCCCUUCCCUUGCGCCUCUCAUGCUCCCUUCCCUUGCGCCUCUCAUGCUCCCUUCCCUUGCGCCUCUCAUGCUCCCUUCCCUUGCGCCUCUCAUGCUCCCUUCCCUUGCGCCUCUCAUGCUCCCUUCCCUUGCGCCUCUCAUGCUCCCUUCCCUUGCGCCUCUCAUGCUCCCUUCCCUUGCGCCUCUCAUGCUCCCUUCCCUUGCGCCUCUCAUGCUCCCUUCCCUUGCGCCUCUCAUGCUCCCUUCCCUUGCGCCUCUCAUGCUCCCUUCCCUUGCGCCUCUCAUGCUCCCUUCCCUUGCGCCUCUCAUGCUCCCUUCCCUUGCGCCUCUCAUGCUCCCUUCCCUUGCGCCUCUCAUGCUCCCUUCCCUUGCGCCUCUCAUGCUCCCUUCCCUUGCGCCUCUCAUGCUCCCUUCCCUUGCGCCUCUCAUGCUCCCUUCCCUUGCGCCUCUCAUGCUCCCUUCCCUUGCGCCUCUCAUGCUCCCUUCCCUUGCGCCUCUCAUGCUCCCUUCCCUUGCGCCUCUCAUGCUCCCUUCCCUUGCGCCUCUCAUGCUCCCUUCCCUUGCGCCCCUCAUGCUCCCUUCCCUUGCGCCCCUCAUGCUCCCUUCCCUUGCGCCUCUCAUGCUCCCUUCCCUUGCGCCUCUCAUGCUCCCUUCCCUUGCGCCUCUCAUGCUCCCUUCCCUUGCGCCUCUCAUGCUCCCUUCCCUUGCGCCUCUCAUGCUCCCUUCCCUUGCGCCUCUCAUGCUCCCUUCCCUUGCGCCUCUCAUGCUCCCUUCCCUUGCGCCUCUCAUGCUCCCUUCCCUUGCGCCUCUCAUGCUCCCUUCCCUUGCGCCUCUCAUGCUCCCUUCCCUUGCGCCUCUCAUGCUCCCUUCCCUUGCGCCUCUCAUGCUCCCUUCCCUUGCGCCUCUCAUGCUCCCUUCCCUUGCGCCUCUCAUGCUCCCUUCCCUUGCGCCUCUCAUGCUCCCUUCCCUUGCGCCUCUCAUGCUCCCUUCCCUUGCGCCUCUCAUGCUCCCUUCCCUUGCGCCUCUCAUGCUCCCUUCCCUUGCGCCCCUCAUGCUCCCUUCCCUUGCGCCCCUCAUGCUCCCUUCCCUUGCGCCCCUCAUGCUCCCUUCCCUUGCGCCCCUCAUGCUCCCUUCCCUUGCGCCCCUCAUGCUCCCUUCCCUUGCGCCCCUCAUGCUCCCUUCCCUUGCGCCCCUCAUGCUCCCUUCCCUUGCGCCCCUCAUGCUCCCUUCCCUUGCGCCCCUCAUGCUCCCUUCCCUUGCGCCCCUCAUGCUCCCUUCCCUUGCGCCCCUCAUGCUCCCUUCCCUUGCGCCCCUCAUGCUCCCUUCCCUUGCGCCCCUCAUGCUCCCUUCCCUUGCGCCCCUCAUGCUCCCUUCCCUUGCGCCCCUCAUGCUCCCUUCCCUUGCGCCCCUCAUGCUCCCUUCCCUUGCGCCCCUCAUGCUCCCUUCCCUUGCGCCCCUCAUGCUCCCUUCCCUUGCGCCCCUCAUGCUCCCUUCCCUUGCGCCCCUCAUGCUCCCUUCCCUUGCGCCCCUCAUGCUCCCUUCCCUUGCGCCCCUCAUGCUCCCUUCCCUUGCGCCCCUCAUGCUCCCUUCCCUUGCGCCUCUCAUGCUCCCUUCCCUUGCGCCCCUCAUGCUCCCUUCCCUUGCGCCCCUCAUGCUCCCUUCCCUUGCGCCCCUCAUGCUCCCUUCCCUUGCGCCCCUCAUGCUCCCUUCCCUUGCGCCCCUCAUGCUCCCUUCCCUUGCGCCCCUCAUGCUCCCUUCCCUUGCGCCCCUCAUGCUCCCUUCCCUUGCGCCCCUCAUGCUCCCUUCCCUUGCGCCCCUCAUGCUCCCUUCCCUUGCGCCCCUCAUGCUCCCUUCCCUUGCGCCCCUCAUGCUCCCUUCCCUUGCGCCCCUCAUGCUCCCUUCCCUUGCGCCCCUCAUGCUCCCUUCCCUUGCGCCCCUCAUGCUCCCUUCCCUUGCGCCCCUCAUGCUCCCUUCCCUUGCGCCCCUCAUGCUCCCUUCCCUUGCGCCCCUCAUGCUCCCUUCCCUUGCGCCCCUCAUGCUCCCUUCCCUUGCGCCCCUCAUGCUCCCUUCCCUUGCGCCCCUCAUGCUCCCUUCCCUUGCGCCCCUCAUGCUCCCUUCCCUUGCGCCCCUCAUGCUCCCUUCCCUUGCGCCCCUCAUGCUCCCUUCCCUUGCGCCCCUCAUGCUCCCUUCCCUUGCGCCCCUCAUGCUCCCUUCCCUUGCGCCCCUCAUGCUCCCUUCCCUUGCGCCCCUCAUGCUCCCUUCCCUUGCGCCCCUCAUGCUCCCUUCCCUUGCGCCCCUCAUGCUCCCUUCCCUUGCGCCCCUCAUGCUCCCUUCCCUUGCGCCCCUCAUGCUCCCUUCCCUUGCGCCCCUCAUGCUCCCUUCCCUUGCGCCCCUCAUGCUCCCUUCCCUUGCGCCCCUCAUGCUCCCUUCCCUUGCGCCCCUCAUGCUCCCUUCCCUUGCGCCCCUCAUGCUCCCUUCCCUUGCGCCCCUCAUGCUCCCUUCCCUUGCGCCCCUCAUGCUCCCUUCCCUUGCGCCCCUCAUGCUCCCUUCCCUUGCGCCCCUCAUGCUCCCUUCCCUUGCGCCCCUCAUGCUCCCUUCCCUUGCGCCCCUCAUGCUCCCUUCCCUUGCGCCCCUCAUGCUCCCUUCCCUUGCGCCCCUCAUGCUCCCUUCCCUUGCGCCUCUCAUGCUCCCUUCCCUUGCGCCCCAUAUGUGCCGCUCAUGUGCCGCUCUUCCUGCACCCCCCCUAUUAUCACACCAUGGCAUCAGUUCUUCCUGGGCGACUACCGCCGCUUCGCCCUGGAUUCAUUCCACAACGCCCUCGAUGAGGUGGGUGGGCCCUCAUGCCCUCCCCUGCACCGCUUCACUCACGCCCUUGCCUGCUCUUUCGCUCUCCCUGCACUCCUGCUCUUGCUUGCUGCUUCUCUUCGCAAAUUGCAUUUCCUCGUCGCCUGCACCCCCAUCGCCGGCCCACCUACUCAAGCCCUCCCCCCAAUGGCCCCCCAUCCCGCCCUCCCUCCCCUCCCAGGAGGCGAACGUGCUAACGGAGGAGCGCACGUGGAUGGAUCCCAUAUGCGAUGCGGGCAUGCAGCCGUACCCCGAGCCCUACCAGUCGCGCUUCAACGCGCUGCGCUUCGCCCUGCUGGGGCGCCCCUACCACCCGUCCACCGUCCCGCUGAGGGUGGGGCGCAUAGAGGCGGACGACCUAGCCUUCCAGCCUGUUCCCAACGAGCCCCUCGGUGCCCCCGGCUCCGCCCCCCUGCCCCUCCUGCCCCUGCCUGGUCUUGCUGGUGGUGGGCGCGGGGGAGGUGGGCGGAGGGACGGGGUGAGGAGAGAGGAAGGAGUAAGGGGGAGGAGGGAAGAGGAUGGGGAGGUGCAGGUGGUGAGUGGGGGCGAGGAGGGGGAGGAGGGGAGGGUGGGAGGGGGAGAGGGGGGUGGUGCAGGAGUGGGUGAUGGAGGGAGGGAGAGAGGGGAGGGGAGGCGGCGGGAAAGCCAGCGAUGGGAGUUAAGGGAGAGGCUGCCUGUGAGGCGGUAUGAGGGGUUUGAGUUGACCAUUGGGGGGGAGGAGGAGAGGGGCGAGGAGGAGAGAGGGGAGGAGGACUCAGAGUAUGAAGUGAGUGGGGGAGAGGAGGAGAGGCGCGGAGGGAGUGAGGAGGAGCAGGAGGGGGAGACGGAGGAGGAAGAGGAGGGUGGGCAGGGGGAGGGAGAGGGAGAGGGAGAUAGGGAGGAUGGGCAGGGCACGAGGCGGUCCCGAAGGCUGCUGGGGAAGAGGCGGCGGCGGUGGGGGAGGGCAGGGGAGGGCGAAGGGGAUGAGGAGGACGAGGAGGGCGUUGAGGAGGUGCGGGAGCAUGGGAGGCGGGAGAGGCGGAUGAUCACCAGGGGGAGCAGUGGCACGGGGAGUGGACGGGGCAAGGGGAAGCAGGGCGGACAGGGGCGGGGGAUGAGGAAUGGGAGGGGGGGAAGGGGCAGGGCGCGCAAGGUGGCAAGGGGAGGUGGAGGCGGGGGAGGCAGGGGGAGAGGGCGGGUGAGGCGCGCAGGGAAGGACGUGGAGGGGGAGGAGGAGGAGGAGUGGGGUGCAGAGCCUUGGGAGGAUGCGAGUGGUGCAGGGCAGAGAAGGUUUGUUGCAGGCGAGGAAGAAGAGGAUGAGUAUGAUGAGGAGGAAGAGGAGGAGGGAGAAGGAGAAGAUGAGUGGGAAGGGGAUGAGGAAGAGGAGGAUGAAGAGGAAGAGGAGGAAGGUGAGGAGGAAGGGGAGGAGUAUGAGGAGGAGGAGGACGUGGAGAAGUACAAGCGAGUGGGGCAUGCGUCUAGAAGCCUGGCCACUGUACCUUACGCCCAGCACUGGCCACAUGGGUUGCAAGCGGGGGGAGGGCAUGGCGUGGGGGAAGGCAGUGGGUAUGGGAGGGGGCAGCAGGACAUGUUGGCAGUGAGGGGCGGGCACGGCACUAUCACUCCUGUGGGCCGCCUCAAACUCAAAAUCAACCUCCGAAAUCCCUCUGCUGCUGCUGCUGCUGCUGCCGAUGCUGCUGCUGGUGCUGAUGUUGCUCCUGGCGCCGACACUGCUGGUGGCGCCGACACUGCUGGUGGUGCUGGCGCGUCUGCGGUGUGUGGUGCUGGCGGCGGCAGUGCGGGCAGCUCCAGUGCAGCGCUGCGUGGAGUGACCAAGUCGCAGCUCAAGCAGCGCAUGGUGGCUCAACGAACCCAGGCCGCACAGGCCCUGCAGCAACACACUCUUUCCACGGCGCAGGAGGACAAGGAGGCGAAGGAGGAGGAUGAGAGAGAGGAGGAGGAUGAUGAGGGGGAUGAGGAGAGUGCGUCCCUGGGUACUGACGAACGUGCAGCCGUGCGUGGGGUGGGCGCUGUGUGGGCUGUGCAGAUGACGACGACGCCUGGCGCCCCUCCAAGCGCUCCCGCUGCUGACUCCGCGCCGGUUGGCGGUGCUAACAAUCCAACUGAUGCUGCUGGAGGUGCUGCUGCUGCCGCUGCUACAGCAGCGGCGCGCGGGGGGCUGCCGGUUGCGGUGCCGGCUGGCACGAGGAGGAAGAGGAACGCGCGUGGGACAGCAGUGCAGCGCACGGGCCGCACAGACAGACUGGGAGGAGGGGGCGUGCAGGAGGGUAGGGGCGGCGGUGGGGCAGGUGUGUGUGCUCUGGCGCUGCUGCUUCCCCGCACAGCAGCACCGGCUGCUGCUGUGUGUGAGGCCGGUGGUGCGGACAUGGUGGGUCCUGGGAGCGGGGUCAGUGUGGGCGACCACGCUGCAGGACAGCACGAUGGUGGACGGGCAGACGAAGGGGUAGAUGGAGGGGCAGGUGAAGGAGCAGGUAGUCAUGUCGAGUGCAGGACAGAGGCUGGAGAGGAGAAGGGAGCGACUGGCGAGGAGGAAGGAAAGGGAGAGGAUGUGAGGAAGGGGGGGGAGGGUGAGAGCGCAGAGGAGGGCACGAGCGAGGCAGGUGUUGGUGUGGUGGCGGGGGAGUGGGGGGAGGAAGGGGGGGAGAUGAGUGCGCGCAAGGAGGAGCUGUUCGUUGAGCUGUUUGGGGAGGAGGGCGCGGAGGACGGCGCAGGGCUGCCCGGGGAUGACCUGCUCAGCCCGAUUGGUGCUGGGGUGGUGGGCACGGAGGAGGGCGGUGGGGAGGAGGGCGGCAGAGAGGAGGGCGGCAGAGAGGAGGGCGGCAGAGAGGAGAGGGAGGAGGGCAGCAGGGAGGAGGGCGUGAAGGAGGAGGGCGUGAAGGAGGAGGGCGUGAAGGAGGAGGGCGUGAAGGAGGAGGGCGACGGAGGCAAUACCAGCCAUGGGAGUGGGAGUAAGCAAGGGGACGCGAAUGGGGAAACAGGGCGUGAGGGGGACAGCGGUGGCGGGCAAGCAGGGAGCGAUGAUGGCGUGAAGGCGCAUGGCAGUGAAUGGGGCAGCUGUGAGGGGCAGCAUGCAUGCGCGGUUGGUGCGCCUGCUGAUGCCCCCGCUGCUGUCAGGGCCGGCAGCGCAGGAGAGGCUAGAGAGCAGGCUCGCGAGGAGGGUGGGAGGAGUGCAGAGGGGGGUGCUGAGGAGCAGCGGUGUGCGGAGGAGGAAGGGGAGGGCCGGGAUAAUGCGGAAGGGAAUGCGGAGGGCGAGCAGAGGGAGGAGGGUGCGAAUGGUGGUGGCGAUGAUGGUGGGCACAGCGAGGGCGAGAGAAGAGGGGGUGGCGCUGCUGAUGGGGAGGAGACGUAUGGUGGGGCGACGGGGGCACAAGGGGAUGAGCGAGAUGCUAGUGGUGAUUCAGACAAGGGGAAUGGGGCGAAGGAGGAGGGGUGUGAGGGGAACAACGAGCUCAGAAUAGAGCAAGAGGGGAGGAUGAGUGGGAGGAGGAACGUGAGGAGGCGGCUGGAGCAUAGGAAGAGAGAGGCAGGGGAGGAUGCUAAUGGGGAAAGUGCAGGGGAGCAUGGGAAUGGGAUUGAGAGCAGUGCGGUGCAGAAAGGGGAGUCGGAGCAUGAUACAAGCAAUGAUGCUGAGGAGGAUGGGGAGGAAGGGGAGGAGGAGGAGGUAAAGAGUGAAGAGGAGGCAGAUGAGGCCGAGGAGGAAGAGGGGGAGGAGGAGGAGAGUGAGUCAUAUGGUGAGUCAAGUGAGGGUGAUGGGAGUGAUGAAAGUGAGGGGAGUGAUGAGGGUGGUGAGAGUGAUAGGAGUGAUGGGAGUGAUGGGAGUGAUGGAAGUGAUGGGAGUGAUGGGAGUGAGGGAAGUGAUGGGAGUGACGCAAGUGAGGAAACCACGGCGCCCUCUCCUGGGACAGUGGGGGCUGAGGCGAGAGGAAGUCGCGAUGGAGAGAGGGGCGAUGGGGGCGGGAGGGCAGCGGGCCGGGUGCGAGCGGGUGCGGGGUGGGUGGGAGCGACAGAGUGGAGGGAGGGCGACCCUUACCUGCCUGAGGUGGGUGAUGACGUCAUCUACUGCUUCCAGGGCCACCUCAGCUUCCUGGAAAGUGCUGGGCGCAGCCGCAGCCGCGGGCUGGACGAGAAGCUUCGGAGGAAGCUGCGGCCGGCGGAGCUGUGUGUGGUGGAGGAGGUGGGGUACUACUGGGUGGAGAGCGGUGGCAGGGGGGCGGGGCAGGGGCGGCGAGGGGGAGGCAGGGGGGCAGGGGAGGCACGGCGAGUGGGGUGCAGAGCGGUGCUGCGGGUUGUGGAGAGUGAGAGCCCGGCGUGUGGGGAGAGGGUGGGCGUGGAGGUGGAGGAGGAGGGCGAGGAGUAUGUGGUGGAACGCUGGCGCUAUGAUGCUGCCAUGGCCAAGGGCUGGCACCCCAAACAGCACUGCCUGGCGUAUUGGAGCAGGGAGUCGCUGCCAGCGGGCCUCAAGCCACCGCCCCUGCCGGAGUCGGCAUCGGGCAGGGCAGUGGCAGAGCACCCGCGUGCAGUGCUGUUCCGCGGCCGCAUCCAGACAGACAGCCCCUUCGACCCCGCCCUGCCCCUCAGCCCCUGGCGCAGGUCAGCCCCUCACCGCUUGCUGCUCCUCACCGCUUGCUGCUCCUCACCGCUUGCUGCUCCUCUUGUACCCAUUCUCCCACUCUCCCCCACUGCUCGCUCCACUGCCCUCUGCAUGCCCUCUGCUGCACACCCCUCCGAUCUCACCCCUGUCCCCCCCUCCUCUCCCUCUCCCUCUCCCCAUCAGGCUACGGGUGCACUACGCGCAUGA